Closterium sp. Yama58-4 is the source of this 1416-nucleotide messenger RNA. NCBI's taxonomy places the organism in Eukaryota, Viridiplantae, Streptophyta, Zygnematophyceae, Desmidiales, Closteriaceae. The record is from the annotation of a GenBank genome assembly.
AUGAAAUUUGCUGAUGAUGUCGCACACAAGAGGCACAAGAAGAACCCGUUCGAUCAGAAGUACCUUUCGCUAGCCUUAGCACCAUUUGACAUUGUAGAUAACAAGGGAAAAAGGAAAAAUGUCGUUACUAAGGCUGACGUGGAGGAGGCGUCAACCAACGUUCAUGUCCGAGCGGAGCUUAUUCGAACAAUGCGAGACGUGUUGUCUAAGAAGACCACUGAGGCCGUUCGAGAGCUCAAGACCACAGCUAGGGAGCCUGGUUCAAAGCCUACAAAAUCAAGUCAGCCCGAAACCUUCAUUGAGACCGCAACGCAGCGAAGGAACAAUCAGGGAGUGCUGGAAUUAAACCUGGACGAUGCGGUGGCCAAUGCAAUCAGUAAAAUAUCUGGAAACAAGUCCCUUUUCCUCAAGCGGGACGAGUUGUGUUACAACCUAACCUCUUCCACCGCUGGGAACUUGGAAUCCACAAUCUCAAGGUGCACGGGGAAGCCUUGCCCUAUGCUGCUCCUAAUGGAGAAGACAAGGAUUUUGAUGAUAUUUGUGACUAUGAUGACUUUGACCUGGUGGAUAAGCUUGUUGAGGAACAUGAAGCGAAGAAGGCUGCUCGCGCAGCAGAAAAUGCUAACUCGCCAGAGGAGGCCAUGGCUGCAAGGACCCCACAAGCGGUUCCUGUCCAAGCUGAUGCACAGCAUCUGUCCACGCUCUCUCAACCUACUUCAGCAGGGACCCAGUAUCCUUCUCCUUGAUCGGCUUGUGGUUUCAAAGUUUCGAGAGGCAGAUUCCAGCAGCACUACCCGACAAAACAGGCAAAUUCGUGAUGCGGAGAGGCUUCUUAUGCCACCACAGCAGUGUGAGGAACCAAUUCCCUCAGAUCCGUGGGAUGAUACCGAUAUGGACCGAGACAUGUUCAGGCUUUCCCUGUACAGAUCAAGAUUCGACAUUGUUUCGUAUCGUGAGAAGCUGUUCACCGACCCUUCCACGUGUUCCAUGGGUUCAUCAGCUGUGGAGACUUCCUCUUGUGGUAAUGCCCGAGGGAAGCGCCCCAGGCUGCAAGACCUGAUCGAGCAAGUGAUGAGUCGGGAUGCUUAUCCGGAGCAUUUAUCUGACCCGUCAAGCAUCUCUGCACUUUCACAUAAGCUUGAAAAGGACAUUGCUGUGGCUGUCAAGUCUGGGGAGAGAGCAUUUCGAAGAGAUCAUCUAACAAACAUGCUUGGACAAACUUCUGCAAAAGGAACAAUGACAGCGCAGAGGUACUUGAUGGUGCUGUUGAGCCUCGCACACCACCACAACAUGCUGCCUCCAGAACGAAGGGAGCCAACGAUAAGUGAUACUGAUUUUGUGCUGCGCUGUGCUUCUGGAGCUGGCCCCUCCUGUGUGGAGUUGAGCCUGUCAGCCAUCACAUCUAAGGACGAAUGA